Meloidogyne enterolobii is the source of this 1488-nucleotide messenger RNA. NCBI's taxonomy places the organism in Eukaryota, Metazoa, Nematoda, Chromadorea, Rhabditida, Meloidogynidae. The record is from the annotation of a GenBank genome assembly.
AUGGAAAGAAAACCUGACAGUGGAAAAGUUCAAGGUACAAAGUCUCAACAGAAUGUGUCAAACAAAAAUAAUGACUCGAAACCUAAAGUUUCUCAGUCACUCCCAGAUACAAAAAAUGUUUCUUCUGAUAAGAGUGUUGAGUCUUUGCAAAAUAUGACAAACAAGAUUGCUGAUUCCAAUGCAAGGGCGUGGCAGUCAUUUCGAGCUGCGAAAAAAGUUUCUUCUGAUAAGGUGAAAUAUUUGCCUAUGGACUUAAUGAAAAAGGCUCGUGAAUAUGCGGCUAAGUUGGAAAUAAAUCAAGGCUGCGAAAAAGCUGAGGGAAAAGAAAAUUUUGAUGGACAAGGCAAUUCAUCUAGACCUUCAAAUUUGCAGCAUUUGCUGAAAAUUGUUUCUUCUAAGAUCACAAAUGUUUAUGGUGAUAGGCAGAAUGUGCAGGAAAAAGUUGUUGAUUCAAACAAGGACAAACUUUCUCAAAAACAAUCAAAGCCUACUAUAGCGUUGGAUUCAAAUAACAAGUUUCAAAAUGAGAAAGGAAAGAAGAAUUCAGUCAGCCAAUCCAAUUCAUCCUCGCCAUUCUCAGCUUCAAAUUCGUCUAAUGCUUCGACGCCAUCAAGCAGAGUUUCUAUUGACGAAUCGGAAUAUAUUCAAUUAAAAAAGGAGGAGUUGAAAAAUAUUGAAUUAAAAGAUUUGCUUGCCAAAAUUUUUGCUGAAGAAAAAAAGUUUUCUGAAGUAGAAAAGAAGGCUGAGGAAUUUGAUCAUAUAAUAAAAACGUUUGAGGUUUCUCUUGAAAGAUCGCUUAAUAUUGAAAGGAAAUUAAAAAAUUUCCGUGAUUUUCUUGCUUCUCAAAACCCUUCUGUGUUGGAUAAAAUAAAGAGAAAGUCUGCUUAUGAUGCUGAUUUUUAUUUUGAACUAUUGAAUCAGCAUUUUGUGUUUUAUGAAUAUACUGAGAAUGGAUUUGAAAAAGUGAAAUAUUUGCCUAUGGACUUGAUGAAAAAGGCUCGUGAAUGUAAGGCGAAUUUGGAAAUAAAUCAAUGCAUCGAAAAGCUGUGGGGUGGAUUCGCAUGUUGCGUUAAAAGAUACUUUGCAAAAAAUUUUUUUAUUGAUGUGAAAUCACAAUGUGCCAUCAUUGUGCUUAGUAAAAUCUUAAUUGAAUGUUCUGGAGGGUUGUUGGAUGAAUAUCUCCUUUUUAAAGCAAAAUCUAAACAUAUAGCAGACUUCGAUGAAAUAUCCUUUUGUAUUGAGGAAGUGGAGGAAUUUAUUCAAAUAGUUGAACAAAUUGAUCCAAAUGAAGUCGAACAAAAACUGGGGAAUUAUAAAACGGAAAAGGUGAUUUUGAAUAGAGGAAGUUGGGGUUGCAUGAAAAUAUUCGAGUAUAAGCAUGAUGGUGCUAUAUUUUGCUACGACUUCAAGUUUAAAUACACUGCAUCAAAAUUAAAGGAAGAAGACUACAAAGAAUUGGGAAAUAAAAAUAUUAUUUUAGAUUUUUAA